UAGUAGAAACAACGACUCUAAAUAUAGAAAACCAAAAUCGAAACCAAUAAUGUUAUUUAAAUUUUGAAACUACUGUUCGAAAACAACAUAGAAUAUUCUAUUAAAAUACUCCAAACAACGCCACGGUCACACGUCCAGUAGUGGUGAAAAAUGGUUAUAUGUGUGAAAAAUCGCCCGACCAGAGACAGACCGUCAGUUUUCUACGUGUUAGUGAUUCCUUCAUCAUCGAAUGGCAGACAGAAGUCUCGAAAACGGUAGUGACGUCACAACAAUGGAGACAUGGAAACCAUACAUGAGGAUGCUGAAUCAAACUUCGAAUUAGAUAAAGUCAAGAAAAAAUACUCCAACCUGGGCCACACGGUGUUGAUGGUACAACUUGAGCGUGGCGGGUCAGGCUUAGGUUUGAGCCUGGCCGGUCACAAGGACAGGAACUGCAUGGCCGUUUUUGUUUGUGGACUCAACCCUAAAGGGGCAGCAUACAAAGCGGGCUCCAUUCAAGUGGGGGAUGAAAUAUUAGAGGUGAACGGUGUAGUUUUGCAUGGAAGAUGCCAUCUAAAUGCUUCAGCGAUCAUCAAAGGAUUGUCAGGGCCAGUAUUCAAGGUCAUUAUUUUAAGACGAAAAGCUGCCAUCGAAGACAUCGCGGUAAAGCCUAUCACACAUUUUCCCAUUUCGCUAUCAGAUGAGGCCACGGAAGAGCAGUAUGCAUCGAGCUAUCCAAACGUUAGGACCGUUAGUGUUAAAAAGGGUACUCAAAGCUUGGGGAUCAUGAUAAUAGAAGGGCGCCAUGCUGAAGUAGGGCAAGGCAUCUUCAUAUCGGACAUCCAAGAGGACUCUGCUGCUGAAAAGGCUGGCCUGGAAAUUGGAGAAAUGAUCUUAGCUGUGAACAAAGAUUCACUGGUUGGAUCAAACUACGAAAAUGCAGCGAAUCUGCUGAAAAGAACCGAGGGCCUAGUGACUCUGGUGGUAUCGAAUCCAGGCAAAAAGUCCAGUGAAACACCGUCAGGCGAAUCUGGUGCAACGCCUGCAACGUCUGUCAGAUCUCAUUCUCCUGGAGCGUUGAAACCCCCAUCGACUGCUGGGUCGAAACCACCUUCGCGUCCUACUACACCCACACCAGAGCCUCCCGCAGAUCCUGCGACGUGUCCAAUAAAUCCUGGCAAAGACACGACAAUAGAAAUUAACACAGACAACAAAAGUUUGGGAGUUUUCUUCAUUGGAGGAAAAGACACACUUAUUAAUAGUAUAGUGCUGGUCGAAAUUUACCCUGGAGGUACUGCAGAUAAAGACGGAAGGUUACAACCUGGAGACCAAAUCUUAGAUGUAAAUGGUACAUCCCUGAAGGAUGUGUCACAUACUACUGCUUCACAGGCAUUGAGGCAAACGUUACCCAAGAUGAAGCUCAUAGUACACAGGCCGGCCACGCAGGAGUACACACCUUUAGACGUUGAACUUGUGAAAAAACCUGGGAAGGGAUUAGGCAUCAGUGUCGUGGCAAGGAAAAAUGGCAAGGGUGUUUACGUCGCAGAUAUUAUAUCUGGCGGACCAGCCGACAUGGACGGCAAAAUAGCGAAAGGUGAUCUAAUAGUCUCGGUGAACGGACAAAGCGUCGAGAACGCGGCGGGCGAAGAGGCGGGAGCAAUUUUGAAAAUCGCCACCGGGAAAGUUAGCUUAAAAUUAAAUAGAUACAAACCUGUACAAAGAUAAAAGUAGGCGGUGUCAGUUUAGCGGGAACAGAAUUAAGUUAACCGAACCGGACAGUAUGGUUGAGAAGUUGUUUUGUGAGGGGUAUAAAGGUCUAAAAGUGGAGAACGAGUAAAAUCCCAGAGAAUUUAGUGAAUUCAAAUGCAAAAAUACCAUUAUGGAGAAUACUUGAAAAAAAUCAUGAAUGAGCACUGCGAUUGUUUUAUCUAACUCACUGUUUUCUCCACAAGGGCAUCGUAUUUUUUAUCCCUCACAAAAAAUAAUUACGAAUGUUACAACAUUAUUGCCAUGCAUUUAAUUUUUAGUUUCUAAAUAUGAAACUUCAGUUUUCAUGAACUUAAAUGGUUGCAUUUAAUAGUUUUUCCUUUUCCAAAUAUGUACAAUACAGGGUGGAUCAGAUUUUAUUAAGAGUAGCAUGAUAAUUAUUUUCCUUGCAAUUAUUCUAAAAAAAAAAAAAGAAAUGAACAAUAUGAUGGGGCCAAACGAUGGAAGUAGAGCAUAAGUAUAAAAGUGAUUGUGCCAAAAGUUUUAAUUCAAGACAUUAUUUCAUGUAACACCUGGAACCUAUCCUGUGGUUUUUAUGUUCAUAGGACUACAUUGUCUGUCAUAUGUUUUAAUUUCUGUUUAUUGUAUGACGUCUCGGCCACUACGGUGGCCUUUUUCAAACUCAAUGACGAUGACAGUUUUUUAUCUGUCGUUUAGGUGUCAGUCCAUUUAUUUUUUAUUUUCUUCAUUCCUAUACAGUGUCUUGCUUCAAUAGACUGAACGGUUGUGUUGUAUGCCGAUAUCGCGUGAAGCCAUAUUUAUAAUUUUAAGAUUGCCGCGUAAAAUUAGAAUAGCCUAGGAUCGCAUAGGCACCUGUAUUACGUAACUCAAAAAGCAACAUUAUAUAGAUUUUUUAUGACAUUAUCUAGGUUUUUUGAACUAGCUGACAUUCAAUUCAUGUUCACUUUUAGUAGACGCGGCAUAAACUAGUGGCUAGCUAGUGCACACGUUGACAUUGUACCGAUUUUUUGACAUAUGGGUUUUUAACGUAACAACCCUGUCGUUCUUAAAACACAACCCCAUAUAUGCGGUUUGAUUGGACCAGACAAUGAAGUCCUGUGAUCAAGACAUUAUUUUAAGCUGCAUCUCACACACUUAACUUAAAGAAAUUACAGCUCAGAUGAUAACUGUUUCUGUCAAACGUAAAUUUCGUUCGGCAACAGAGUACUAAUAAUUCGCGUUGCUUUGUGCGUAAAUGUCGCUGUGUGCUCGUGUACACCGUGUGGUAUGGGUGAUUCAGAAAAUGGCGGCAACAUCUCUAGGGCAUAAAGAAGAUAAAAAAAACCCGAAAAGUUUAUAUAAAAAUGGGUCCCAAAAUAUUGACUCAAAAUUGUGUACAUGUUAACAGCAUAGUCAAUACAUACAAUGUUCGUGUCUGAGCUUACACCAGUUUCUUAAAAAUUAAGAAAUUUUGAAGAGAAGAAAAAAUAAAAUUAUUUUCUGUGACACUGACUUUUUUGAAACAUAUAUUGCAUCUUUAAAUAAGGUAUUUAAUUGGUUGAAUGUUUGAGGUAAAAUUCGUAUAAAAAACUCCAUCCCGUUCCACUUUAAAAAUAUGCUGUUGGUUAUUAAAGUUUUACACUGAAAAUUGAAUUUAGUGUUUUAGGAGAGUAGUCCUACCUGGAGGUUAUUUGAACAAUGUUCACUUUGAUCUGGUUGAGUCUCAUCAGUGACAAAAAAAUUUACUAAGCUGCGUGUCUUGGUGAUAGGAGGUUUUAGGACCUACACUUACAGUUACUUUUUUUGCUAUUUUUGGAUGUACUUAUAUUAUAUUGCCACGUUUUUUUGAAUAAGCGUUUGGCUAGCCAAUAUGUACUACGAAUUUAUCGUUUGACGUCAUCGACAGCUGUCAUCUGAGCUUCAAUUUUUUUACGUUAUAAGGAAGGCUGGAAGGUGUUAGCCUUAGGCGAAUGUCAUCUAUUCUUUAUUUACUGUCGUCCGCACCAUCAGUAUUUUUACUGAUCAUUCAGUCACUUUCAGUGGAUUUCCACGCAACCUUAUAUCCUGGCAACAUGGUGAUAGAUCACAGUAAAUACUCGUAUGACAUUCGUCUAAUAAUCCUAUUCCUAUCAAAAGAAUCUCAAAAAAUUAUGACAAAUACAUGUUAUGAAUGUUAACUGACACCCUGUAUGAUUAUAAGUACUUUAGAUUAUAUAUUAUAUUUUUUGGAUCUAGUCAAUUUAUGUAUAUUGAUAAAUACACUUAGUAACAUUUUUAACAUACAUCUACCAUACACGCAUCUAAAACUAUGUAUUUCUUUAAUUUAUUAUUAUGAUGAUAUUGCUAUUGCAUGUUAUGUACGAAGUGUUCUAGAACGGGCACAACUAGGCCAAUUUUUUAAUUUAUAACACACAGUUUCUAAUUGAAGAUGCACGAAUUUUAUUGCUGAUUUCUGAAAUAUAUACUUUUUUUAAAUUUUCCUCAUUCCGUGGACCUGUUGGCGAUAGUUUCCAGAGCCGUGGGAGUAAUCUUCAGCCAUUUUACCAUAUAUUCCAUUUUGUCAUUUGGACAUUUCGUCAAUUGUGUCAAAUCAAAUUAAGAAACUAGUCUACAGAGUGUAUAGGGUAAUCGGGAAAUAGCCGCUGGAAUAAGGGAACAUGAGUAGGACUGUGCGAAAGAAGAAUAAAAACAUGAAAGAUCCUGAAGAUGGGGAUAAUGUAGAAAAAUACAGUGAUAACAACGAAGAACUGUCGGACGGAAAAGAACGAUGGUCUUGCCCAGCCUGUUGUAAACAGGGACGAGUUACCCGAAGCGGAUCCACAUGCGGUGCUCGUUCAGAAACCACUGCUCCUUUACAACCAGAUCAGUCUACCCCUACCGACACUCUCACCCUUAUACUUAACCAAUUAUCAACUAUGGCCAGUGACAUAAAGGAUAUUAAGAACUCUCAAUCUCAACUCAGAACUGAUGUUGCUUAUUGUAGAAACUUGCUACAGCAACAUUCGGACUCGAUCUCUCGGCAUGAUGACUUAAUAGCGGCCUGCGAAACCAACAUACAAAAUAUCCAGGUUACUCAAACAGAGCUGUCUUCUAACAUUGCUAAUAUUGAAUCGAGACUUGCAAGAUCUAUGGAGAUGAUGCACUCAGGCAACGGCGCUUCUUCUACCCCUAUUGCCCCAAGAUCCCAAGCUGAGACAAUGGAGUUAUUUAGACGUUCCCACAAUAUCAUUCUGAGGGGCAUAGCUGAAGGUAACGAUGACAUAAACAUAGUAUCAGAGAUAAUUAGGCAUAUUGAACCAUCUGCCGAAAAUCACCGACUCAGCAUCACUCGCCUUGGCAGAACAACUUCAAGCAAUCGUUUAAUUAGAGUUGUGUUUUCCUCACCUAUUAUCGUCAGCAAUAUUUUGCGGAAGAAAAACUCCAUCCUUAGCCACCCUACGCUUCGUCACGUAAAAAUCUCUGACGACAAAACCAGAGAUCAAAUGCAAGAACUACAACACCUUCGCGAAGAGCUUAGACGUCGUCAAACAACAGGCGAAAGUAAUAUUACUAUAAAAUACGUUCGUGGUAAACCUUCUAUAGUGCACACAGCUACCCAGGAGAUCACACCUUCAAAAAACUGAUAAAUUCUGUGGCAAACUGGACGGUUUGUUACACUAAUAUACAAUCUCUCUUUUCUAAGCUACUUGAACUCCAAGCAUUUGUUCGAGACAAUAAUCCAACGUUCGUUUGUCUUACUGAAACAUGGCUCCAUUCCAACGUGUCCGACUCUUCCAUCAAUUUGCCUGGAUACUAUUUAUACAGAAUGGAUUCACCACGCACUCCUGGUUUUGGUGGAGUAUGCAUUUAUGUUCGCACGGAAAUCGCGUCAGCUUUCUCGGUAUCUCCCUCUUUCAGUCCUUUCGAUGGCAUUGACAAUCUAUUUUUGGAAUUGAGGUGCCCAAAUUUCAGCUUCACGAUAGGCUGCAUAUAUCGGCCACGGCCCUGUUUGGGAGACACACACCUGUGCAGUCUCAUUUCAGAUCUCUUAAAUAAAAACACCAACCUUUUCAUAGCUGGUGACUUCAAUCUACGUGACAUUAGCUGGCCUAUGUCAACCAUUCC
Molecule: messenger RNA, 5790 nt
Organism: Acanthoscelides obtectus
Lineage: Eukaryota; Metazoa; Arthropoda; Insecta; Coleoptera; Chrysomelidae
Source: the annotation of a GenBank genome assembly